Electrophorus electricus (electric eel) is the source of this 2722-nucleotide messenger RNA. It is a transcript of the gene mindy2, whose product is annotated as MINDY lysine 48 deubiquitinase 2. Lineage: Eukaryota; Metazoa; Chordata; Actinopteri; Gymnotiformes; Gymnotidae. The record is from RefSeq and is a predicted model, not a curated record. Gene Ontology annotation, biological process: protein K48-linked deubiquitination. Gene Ontology annotation, molecular function: K48-linked deubiquitinase activity; cysteine-type deubiquitinase activity; cysteine-type carboxypeptidase activity. Gene Ontology annotation, cellular component: cell periphery; cytosol.
ACAUGCGACCACAGGUGAACAAGUACGUUAUUUCUGUCAGAGACAGGGAAAACUAUUAAAAUCAAUACGAAGAACUAACCAGUUUACUUCAGUGCCUGAACCUCAAAGAUAGUCAUCACAGAGUUUAGAAUUAUAUUUUAAACUGAUUAAAUAGAGAAGCUGAAAGUUGUCCCCGGUGAAACUGAAUAGUGUAUAAUCAAUAAAAUAAGUUCAGCUUUGGUCCAAUUUUGGACUGCUUAUUCAAAAUAAAGUUACAUAUAGUCAUGAUUGAUGUUAAAUCAAAGUAUAAACACACCGAUAUGCCCCUGAAAAAAAGAUAUCGUCCUUCAAAUAUUAUUUUAAUUUGAUCCAGUAAUUUGCCGUGUUCAUAUUUUUUAUGAACAUGUGUAAUUUGAUUAUUUUAAAUAGGUAGUCAAAAAUCGAACUGAACCUUCUUUAUUAUUUUUUCUUAUUCAUUUCUCUCAGCUGUUAUGGUACCGGACAGACACCCUGCGCAUGUAUCAAAUAAAGCUGUUCUGCUUAAAGCUCAGGCGCCUCUAAACCGGUGACGUCAGGGGCAGAGAUGUCAUGGCGUCGACGGAGCUGAGGCUGGGGCUGCAGUCUAGUUAAAGGCUGUCGUCGAGCUGCCAUCGAAAAUGGAGGAAAACGCCAACCUUCGUCGAGACACUGGCGGAAGCUCCCUGUGCACGGUUGUUUCUGGAGAAACGGGGGAUAUCAGGGCAGUUGGCGGAGUCAGAGUAGCGGCCGAGAUGUGCAGUAAGAGAGAGCCUUCGGUCAGUACUUUGGGUAGUUGUACAACAAGCAGGACUCAAAGUGCUAAUGCUAACGCGAUCUCCUGCGCAGGCAGGUCAGACGUUUCUGAAAUAAUCGACACUCGUUCGACCGAAAACAAGAUCAUGCACUCGGACAUUUCUUCUCAGGCGGUGCCGUCUGGUGUGGAUCAGCUGAGCAAUGGGAUGGGACACGGCGCGUCGAUUGCUGCUACCGGGAAUGACGGAGACGCCACCUCAAAGUUAGUAAACAUCCAAGCGAAGGGGGACCCCUCCGGCCUGAUCCAGGCACCCGCUGUGGGGAGUUCAAAUGUGCAUAAGGAUAUUGUGGAUUCUGUGGUUCAAGAGUCAGCGCAGCCGUCAAAGCCGACUCAUUUGUGCCCGGACAGUAAAACGGCGAGCGCAAAAUCGGGCACUUGUAAUGCUAACGAGAACACCAUUUCCGAGGGUCCCCCGAGUGGGAGUGAGCCGAGCAUCGCGGCCGAGUCGCGCAGCUCCGACUCUCUGGAGUCCUUCUCCAACCUGAACUCAUGCCCAAGUUCUGACCUCAACAGCGAAGGGUUGGAGGAUAAGGCUCUCACCUUGGCCCUCCACAGCGAGUAUGGCGCCGACGGAGCAAAGAUGCCGUGUGGUAAAGACCGAGGCGCUGGCCAGUCCAUAUACCACAUCAAGUGGAUAAAGUGGAAGGACGAGAACACGCCUAUCAUCACCCAGAACGAGAAUGGCCCGUGCCCUUUGUUGGCCAUCAUGAAUGUCCUCCUGUUGGCCUGGAAGGUCAAGCUUCCCCCAAUGAUGGAGAUCAUCACAGCAGAGCAGCUAAUGGAGUAUCUAGGAGACUACAUCCUCGACGCCAAGCCAAAAGAGAUAUCAGAGGCACAGCGGCUGAAUUAUGAGCAGAACAUGAGUGAUGCGAUGGCAGUCCUGCACAAGCUGCAGACUGGUUUGGACGUGAACGUGAAGUUUACGGGUGUACGGGUGUUCGAGUACACACCGGAGUGCAUCGUCUUUGACCUGCUCGACAUCCCGCUCUAUCACGGCUGGCUCGUCGAUCCCCAGAUGGGGGACAUGGUGAAGGCUGUGGGGAACUGCAGUUAUAACCAGCUGGUUGAGAAGAUCAUCAGUUAUAAGCAGUCAGCGAGCAGUGAGCUGGCUGGUGAAGGGUUUGUGGCAGAGCACUUUCUCAACAGCACAGCCACCCAGCUGACUUACCAUGGCCUGUGUGAGCUCACCUCCACCGUGCAGGAGGGAGAACUCUGUGUGUUCUUUAGAAACAACCACUUCAGCACCAUGACCAAGUUCAAGGGCCAGUUAUACCUACUUGUGACUGAUCAGGGCUUCUUGACAGAAGAGAAGGUGGUGUGGGAGAGCCUGCACAACGUGGACGGCGACGGCAACUUCUGUGACUCGGAAUUCCGACUGAGGCCGCCCUCCGACCCGGAGACCGUCUACCAUGGACAGCAGGAUCAGAUCGACCAGGACUACUUGAUGGCGCUGUCCCUGCAGCAGGAGCAGCAAAGUUCUGAGCUGGGCUGGGAGCAGCUACCUGAGGGCAUCAGUGAUCUGGAACUGGCCAAGAAGCUCCAGGAAGAGGAGGACCGCAGAGCCUCCCAGUUCUACCAGGAGCAGGAGGAGGAGCAGGCGCAGGCAGCUGCAGCAGCCGCACAGGCCCAGGGCCAACAGCAGGCAGCAGGGGGCGCUCAGGCCGACGGCGCAGUGGCAGGGGCAGCAUCGGGGACGGCCUCCCUGAGCCCAGGCAAGCAGGCCUCCGCUGGGGAGCGCAAAACCAAGAAAGAGGCCAAAGACAAAGACAAAUGUGUCCUCUUGUAACGGAAGCGGAUUUGUUGUUUGAGAGGCAUCAGAGGACAUCAUUUCACACUGACUCAGUCCUGUCCAGAAAGGCAAGAAGAGAUGGGGAGGAAGUGAUUUAGGAAAGAGCGAGGUGAGGUGAGGAG